GCCCAACACAGCCACGCCCACCUAGGACGUCACGGCACAAGCACAAACAACUACUGACUUGUCCGUGACGUAAUCGGCUGAUCCCAGAGGAGCGACAUUCGUGACGUUAUUUCCGCCAGGAGUGAACGGCACCUGAGCAGCUACCGAACGCUAGGAUGGUGAUUAACCACAGAACCGAUGCUGGGGUUGUGGGGGAGUCCGAGAGCCCUCGAUUGAUCGAGGAUUGCCUAUCUCCUUUGCCAAGCUCUCCAUCCAAGAAGACUUCUAGUGCGAAGCGCAAGCAGUACUAUAUAAACCGUGCAAUCCGAAACUCUGAUCUGACUCCUAAAGCCAAAGGGCGCAAGAGUCUUCGUCGCCUGGAAAACAAUCGCUAUCUAAUGAGUUUGCUAGAACGGGAUGAGUGUGUUAUGGAUGACGUUGACUCUUACAUAUGUGCAUCUCCCAGCAUAUUUGCAGAAGCCUGCAAUAAUGAGAUAUACAUUGAGAUUUGGAAUGAUUUCAUGAACCGUUCUGGAGAAGAGCAGGAGAAGGUACUCUUUUACCUGGAGCAGGAAGUGACGAAACCUAGAGAGAAGAUUAAUAAAUGCAAGGAUAAGAGGACAGAAGAUCCUGCUUAUACCCCUGAGGAGUGUUAUCAGAGGAUCAGCCGGAGUCUACGUUGCACCCUGAAAAGACGCCAGAUACCAAUGGGUACACUGGAGGACUUGGAAGAGGAGAUGCUUUCAUUUUUCUCAGUCAACCCAGAAUCAGUGUACAUUUCUAUGAUGGAAAACAGUUAUCAGCGCCUCCUGCUGCAUGCUGUGUGUCAGUACAUGGAUCUGGCCUCUGCCAGUUCCAAUUUCGAUGGCAAACGUCAGAUGCGUGUGGUCAACAGGAACAGAGAGUUCUGCCCUCCAGAAUUGCUGCUUUCAUCCUACCUCCAGUUGAAAUGCUGAUGCCAGCCCUAUACUUGAGGAGUUAGGGUACAUUCACACGACCGUGUGUAAUCCUUUCCAUUUUGCAAACCACGAAUAACGGAACAGUGUGUCUGCAUUUUGCGGACAGAAUGACUUGUGUUUAUGUUUCGUAUGUUUUCUGUUUUU
Molecule: messenger RNA, 1082 nt
Organism: Bufo gargarizans (Asiatic toad)
Lineage: Eukaryota; Metazoa; Chordata; Amphibia; Anura; Bufonidae
Gene: R3HDM4
Product: R3H domain containing 4
Exons: 8
Coding region: 156-935 (259 amino acids)
Molecular function (GO): nucleic acid binding
Source: RefSeq, a predicted model, not a curated record